AUGAAAUCAGCUGUUCAAUUUCUACCUAGCGCGAGUCGUUUGAACUCACCGCACCGCGGUCACGGCGCAGCGGCUCGGCGCCCCACCGCGCCGAUCGCCGCGCCGCGCGCCGUAGGUGAAGGUGUAGGUGAAGGUGAAGGUGAAGGCGAAGGUGAAUGUGAAGGUGAAGGCGAAUGUAAAGGUGAGGGUGAAAGUGAAGGUGAGAGUGGUAGUGAAAGUAACAGUGAAAGUGAAGGUGAAGGUGAAGGUGAAGGUGAAGGUGAAGGUGAAGGUGACUCUAAAAUGGAAUUUGAAUUUGAAUGUGAAUCAGCUGCCUGGCGUAACAUGGUCGACCAGGAUUUGGAUGAUGUCGCGUUUUUGGCGGACACGGACAAGGCUCGCGAAGCUCGUGAACUUCGCGACGCACCAGUGGCAGUAUGCUCUCAACGAAGAGCUCUCUGCCUCACUGUGGUCCUAUUCUCUGCAAUGUUCGCGACGGCUCUGAUCAUUGUGUACGCUUCACCGCAAUCUGACUGUCCGUGUGCGACGGACGUUACGUUGAUACCUGGACAGCCCCCUACGGAUUCUGAAGCUAGUCUUGCUGCUGCUAACAAGGAACGGAUAGCAAGCAACGGAGCGGUGUUCCCAUGGCGCGGCGCUCGACUGCCGACUUUCGUCAUACCGAAGCACUAUAGUCUGUGGUUACAUCCAAACUUGACCACUGGAGAAUUGAGAGGUGAAGUGUCAAUAGACUUCAAGGUGGACCGGGACACCACCUUCGUCGUGCUCAACGUUCGAGACAUGAAUGUUACAGAAAGAGCUCUCUUCAAAUCCGGAGGCUCCCUCGGACCUAAAGUCGCGAAGACAUUGGAGUACCCUCAAGCAGACCAGAGUUACAUUGAAUUUAAGGAGAAACUCCGUCGGAAGUUCAACUACACCCUGAGUCUCCGUUUCAUCACGAAAUUGGAGAGAAGUGACAAACAACGAGGAUUCUUCUUGACUGGGACUCAUAGACAUCGCUGCGCUGUAUCUAGAUUCUGGCUGACCCACGCUCGCUCUGCAUUCCCCUGUCUGGAUGAACCGCACUUCAGGGCUACUUUUAAGAUAACCAUCGUCAGAGACAGGUUCCACGUAUCUUUGACGAAUAUGCCGAUUGUGGCCACCGAGGAAGCUGGUUUCUAUUUGGGACAUCGACUGCUUCAAGAUGAAUUUGGCGUGACCCCUCCAAUGCCACCUCACAUGAUGUCUCUGGCUGUAUGUCGUCUCCAAAGACGAGCAGCUCCCGAACUACCAACAGAAGCGACUCCGAACAUUACCGAAGUUGCUACGAUGAUACCCGAAGCCACGUCGGAACCGCCCGAAGAAGAUUUGCCUCCAGAAAUCAGUUUGUAUAGCGAUCAACAAGUCAUUUUGGAUGAGUCUGGACCUUUACUAGAAUGGGUGCAAAAAACCAUCCAGCACUUUUCAUUUGAACUGAAUACCUCAUACCCGUUGCCCAAAUUCGAUAUCGUGGUAGUGGAAGGAAGCAACCCUUACUCGGAAGGUUGGGGUUUAAUCACCCUGGCACCAGCCACGCUAUCUGACACCAAGACCAUAGCUAGGUUACUGGCUCAACAGUGGUUCGGCGGCACAGUAUCACCACGCUGGUGGUCCUCUCAGUGGCUUCUAGAGGCCUUAACUUCAGUGCUGGCUGAGAAAGCCCCUGCCCCCCCUCACAGUGACGCUCAGAGGCCUGCUGAUGCGUUGCUCUUGGACCAUGUGCUACCGGCGCUUAGAGAUAGAGAUAGAGAUAGAGAUAGAGAUAGAGAUAGAGAUAGAGAUAGAGAUAGAGAUAGAGAUAGAGAUAGAGAUAGAGAUAGAGAUAGAGAUAGAGAUAGAGAUAGAGAUAGAGAUAGAGAUAGAGAUAGAGAUAGAGAUAGAGAUAGAGAUAGAGAUAGAGAUAGAGAUAGAGAUAGAGAUAGAGAUAGAGAUAGAGAUAGAGAUAGAGAUAGAGAUAGAGAUAGAGAUAGAGAUAGAGAUAGAGAUAGAGAUAGAGAUAGAGAUUUUUGUUUCACACCGGUUUUCUAUGAGGCCGUGGUAUCACUCCGAUUGGACUCCAGUAAUUCAGUGCGAGCAGUUGCCUCCCCUCGACUCGAGAGAGCUGACAUCGAGAGUGCUACCGAUGAACUAUCCUUACACAAGGGUGCAGCUAUAGUGAGUAUGGCGAUAGAAGCGGCGGGCGAGGCAGCGGGUCGCGCCGCGCUCGCGCGAUUGUUGCGCGACCAUCGCUUUGCAAGUGCCGAUGCAAGGGAUCUGUGGCGAGCGUUAGAGCGAGAUGGCUCUGAUGACGGUUUGGGAGGGGCAGCAUGGGACGGAUGGUGUGAAAGACCUGGAUAUCCGUUACUGUGCGCUACUUCUAUGGGGAACGAUGUACUUUUGAAGCAGGAGAGAUUCGUGAUGUCAGCUGAACCUCCAGAACCAGAUCCGCCGAUGGUGAACUAUUUAUUAACGUUGGACCUAAGAGCGGACCUUGAUGAACUCUUCUAUGAACCAGAUAACUUCACAGAUACAGAAGAUGAUAUUAACUCGACGACCACGACGACUCCUGUUCCAACCACACGUCGUACCACAGUCAAGACCACAAAAGCCCCUCCUCACAAAUGGAUUGUACCUGUGACAUUCGUCGUGGGCCCUCUGGAAGGCGAUGAAGAGGAAGCUAAUAUAACAGCGUGGAAAAAUGUUACUCAGAAUUAUCAUAAUGCUACUUGGUAUGAUGUAACAUCAAACAAUAAAACUAAGUCAUCGCGGUGGGCUGAGAACGUCACUCAUUUGAUAUGGAUGAAUGAUACUGAAAUGGUAAUACCAGAUUUGGGCAAGCACAAAUGGGUUCGAUACAAUGUUGGAGCGAGAGGCCUCUAUCGGGUAGCGCCGCAAGAUAGAACUGAUGGAGAGUCAGCAGAGGCAGCGGCGUCUCGUGCAGCGGAACUGUAUGCGAGCGGUGGGGCCGCCGAGCGUGCCUUGCUGCUGGACGACGCCUUCGUACUCAGCAGGGCGGGCAGGCUCCCCGCCAGCAGGGCUAUUGCUGCCGCCGCUCGACUUAGUUCAGAAACUCAUUGGGCUCCGUGGCGAGUGGUCCUGAAUCAUCUCUCCUGGUGGAGGGAACUCCUCACGCUGGCGAGUUCAGGUCCUCAUCUGAACAAACUCCUGAAGACUCUACAUCCAGCUAAAGUAGUGGUCUACUCCAAUGAACAGUUGCAAGGAGCUGGUCUAGGAGAAGAUCUACUUUGGUUAAGCGGUGCACUCCUGACUGCUGGAGUGGAAUGGGAGAACCCUGCUGUCACCAAGCAAGCUGUAGAACUGUUCGACGCUUGGCUGGAGACUAAUCAGACCAUACCUGAAAUUUACCAGGAGGCGGCUUUCACAGCGGGCGUACGUACGCACGGCGAGUCAGGCUGGGCCGCAUGCUGGCGCGCCCUCACCGCGUCCUCCGCCGCGCCGCGACCUCUCUACUCACACAGGGCGCUACUGGUGGCGCUAGCGUCGCCUAAGGACGACUGGCUGUUUUAUAGAUUCGCAUUUGCCACGUUAUCGAAUGAAGCGCAAAGGAGUCGAGAGUGGCGGCUUUGGAUAACUGCGCUGUGUUCAGCUACUUGCAGAUGGCGCGGCGCGGCGGGGGUAUGGCGCGUCCUGCGGCCGCAGGCGGUACUGCCGCCCGCCGCGCUGCAGGCCGCCGCGCGCUGCUUGUACCAGCCAUAUGAUUACUAUCGGUUCAAGGAGCUAUUCGGAGAUUAUCGAGGCGCCUCGACAGCGUUAGACACAAUAGCGCUAAACGCAGCGUGGGUUCUGAGAGCCGACAGCGAUCUGCUCCGAUACUUCACCUCAUUAACGCAACAUUAA
Spodoptera exigua (beet armyworm) is the source of this 3855-nucleotide messenger RNA. The record is from the annotation of a GenBank genome assembly. NCBI's taxonomy places the organism in Eukaryota, Metazoa, Arthropoda, Insecta, Lepidoptera, Noctuidae.